AUGAUGACGUGCCUGGCUGUCGUCAUGGAUGGGCCACGGGCCAAAAAUGGACGACGAUUAUUCGAAAGCUUCGUCGAGCAGAACAAGCUCAGCUUCUGGAAUCGGUCAGUUUUUUUUCCAAAACUUUCUCCUCUUUUUUUUAUUUUCUCUUAUUUGUUCCAUUUUUCUAGUUGAAUUUUGUAUCGAAUGUCAACUUUGAAUGUCUGUAAGUAUUUGAACUUCUCAGUCGUUUCGAUAUUAUAAUACCAUUCGCUGCGAUGCUCAUUUUUUCUCCUCUUCUUUAUCGAAUUCCUUCACAAACUAACUUUCUCAUUCACUGUAAAUUUUCUUUUUUCUCAAUCGACUUUUUUCCUCAUUUCAGUAGAAAAAUUUUUAAAAGUUGAUCUAUAUAACAAAAUUUAUUCUUUUUGGUUUUUUUUUGUGAGAGGCUCCUUGAUUAUUGAAUCAUCUCGUUAACCUAUUUACCAAUUCUCAUUAUUUUUCUUUUUAGUUUAAGCUAAUUUUCUGAUAUUAUUGAGGUCAAUUACGAUUUUUUUUCCAAAGUUUUAUUACUUCUUUUGCUGUUUUUUCGUCAAUUUCUCAUCAACUCUAUUGAGACUGUUUUUUUGCUUCUAUGAAUGAAUUCAAAUUUUUUUCCCUUCUCUAUUAUUAAUGUUAUUCAAAUUUUCUUCUCGCUUCUAGAAAGUUUUUGAAUCCACAUCCGUCCCUCUGACCCUUAACAAGCUGAAAAGCUUGAACUUUUUUUCAAAUUAUCAAUAUUUUUUCAAUGCAAGCUUCAAUAAUCAUUAUUUAUAAGCUAUUUUUGUGCUGUUAUUCUUCAUCAUAUAGCCAUUUUACAAGUGAAGCUCCCCAGAAACUCUCUUCAAAUUCCAAUUCCAGAGAGCUCGUUGCCGCGGCCGACGCUCUGAUCUACAUGGGAUUCAUGCGGCCGAGCACGAUGUUCGUGUCGGCGAGCCACGCUCAUCUGAAGACGUUGAAGGACGCCUGGGCGAGACGGAUUCUGAAGCCGGCCGAGGGCUACGCCAUCGCUUCUCUCGGUCAGUAUUCCCUUCUUUCCUUGCUUUUUGUUCUGAUCUUUGCCUGAGGCACCCCUCGCGCACCUGCUUCUUCAGGCGGGCCCUUUCGUUCUGGGGAUUAGAUUGGCGGUCCAUAAAAGGGCCGCGGUGUGAAACGGCCUUUUGUUCUGGCCAUGUACCCUUUCAUCACUCCCUGUUAAAGGUAUCCAUUACCCGUCAAAAGUACGCCGAACGGCCAAAUCCUUUUUGCGACAGAUGGUUCAUAUGCGGCCAAACUAUUUAGCUCUUUUCGCACUUUUUUGAUUUGAUUUUCAAAUUUUUAGUAACGACACUUCAAAGACGUUCCGAAAAAGAUCUUUUUUGGUUAUUUGGAAGAUUGGAGGUCGAAGUGUUUUCGUUGUUAAGUUAGAUAUUCUGUGCUUCUCAGGUCCCGAAACAUUUUUUUUGUUUUUUCUUCUGGUUUUACUUUUUUCGUAACCAGUCAAUAUUGAUAAGAAUUCUUAUUUCAUCGAAUAUGCGAACAAGUUGAAGAUAAAAAUGAACUUGCUUAAAAACCAAUUUAUUUCGUGAAAAGAACAAGUUUAAUUUCUUAGCGAUUGUCAUAAUAACCUAUUUUGGACUAUUUCUCUUCUUUCAUAUUGAAUUCUAUUUGAAAUGAAUCUCGAAGAGUCAGAGAGAAUACAAUUUAAUUUUUUAUUUCACCUUUCUGCUCAUUUUCUAAGCCAUUUUUUUGCCUUCUAAAAAAAGAAAGUCGAAGUGAACCGUUUUUGGACCUUGUCACAUUUCUGAACAUUUUCCAAAUUCAAAAAAUGUCCAAAAAAGUACUCUUACCACGAAAACGCGACCUUUCCCCGCGGUAAAAGUCAGGCUCUGAGUCAUAGAGAACCUCGGAUCGUAGUACGCUACGCGCCAUUUUCGGGAUGCAUUCCCAAUUUGAACCAUCGCCACUUGCUUCACAUACCCAUCAAAGGGAGCAAAAUGUGCUCGACGAGCUCCCAUUCGCUUCGAAUGCACAAAAAAAAAUAUGGCGCAAUUACUCAUUCCGACGGCUGGCGGCGGUAGUCGAGGGCUUGGUGCGGGAAAAAGGGAGUCAAAUCGACACCUUUUAUUGUCUCAUGUUUGUAAUUUCCCAUGGGAACACCUAGAACAAUGGUAUUCAGAGAAAAUGAAGAAGAAAAUUUUGGUUCUGAGAUCUUAGCAAAGGCAACAGCUUCAAUUUUUGAAAGGAAAAAUUUUGAUGUCGGUAUUUUCAGUCUUUCUCUUCAUUUGUUUAUUUCAGUUAAAAGUUUCUAUAAAAGCAAAGAAGAUAUUUGACCACGAGUAGAUUCUAAAAGACCAUCCGUCAAGAGAACAAGCGCGGGAGCAUGUUGCCAUAAUUGGCGUGCGGCUGCGGAGUCACCUGGCCAGACUCCCAUCGCCAUCAAUUAGGUUGUUCUGGCAUGAUACAUGAGCUGCAACUCGUCUGUAGAGAUGGUCGGAUAGCACUCAAAAAAGGCAUUUUUCUGGCAAGAACUGGGUUAAUCUUCUUGAACGAGCAAUAUUAUUUUUUCUUGUUGCUUUUGAGUUUGAUUUACCUAAAAAGUAAUUUCAGAAUCGGAACUUUUUUUUGUAGAGAUUUGUAUUAUUCCUGCCUUAUGAAGUCUGAAUAUGAGUUAUUGGUUCUUUCAGAUUCUCGGUUAAAAGGUGGAAGUUGAAAGUAUACAUAGGACUGGCGUUUCCUUGAAAAGCGCAAUUUUCGAGCUGUCCGAACCUGUUAACUCGAAUUAUUUUUAACAUGAAUUCGACUCGAAAUCGAUUUUUUUUAUUGACUAGAUGCAUCAUGAAGCUAACUUAGUUACAAAAUUUCUAAAGGAAACCUAAAAAAAAAUCCUAGAAUACUACAACCACAAAAGGCGAAUCUUUGUUUCUUUUGGUAAAGAGUCUUUAAUAAUUUAAUUUCAUUUCUGUAUCUGUCAAUAACCUCACGAAUUUCAGGAGACCUCGGCGCAAUCCAGCAAGUGGAACAGAUGCAUUUCGUGCCCCUGGGCGAUGUUCUCUGCGACGCGAUUGCGCAGCUCAACCGUUCCGGACAGCCGGCUACCGAAAUGAGCGUCCGACAGUACGUCGCGAGGUACUGUCCGCACGUCGCCCCGCCAGGAAUCGAUAUGGUUCGUCCUUUCUUCGAUAAAGUUGGCCUUCUGGCGUUCACUUUCACGCCAUGCUCUCAGAAAGGGAUGAGAAAAGGCACGCUUUGGCGCGCCGGGGAGCCGAAGAUGGCGUCUGGCGACUCGUUAUUACUCGAUUUGGGUUGCAGGUUAAACAGACGGUCAUGUCCCUGGUCGCGACUGGACUCGUCUAUCGCAUGGGCGAACAUCUUUUCGUCUCCGUCCCCACCAACACACCACCUAAGCAUAAGGUGAAAAGAAAGAAGACUUGGGUUGAGAGAAAAGUCUUUACUUUUGCCUCGGAACUCCUAGAAGUAGAUUUGGAAAAGAAAGAGAAACCGCUCCUUCAAAGAAACUUUUAACAAAAAACGACCUCUUAAAAAUUAGGUUAAGUAAUGCAUGUCUCGCUGUGAAGAACUAUGGUCAGUUUUCCUACAUGGGAGGUUAUAUUUACAUUUUUAUUUCUGAAAAAGAGAAGUUUGGCCAAUGAGCUUGCUGAAUUGAAAACAAGCGAACUUUUGAGGAUUCUUUGAACUCGAAAAAAACUUCCAGCUUAAAUAAUUUUAUUUGGACAAGUUUUUUUGUUCCAGACGACAGUCGAAUGCCAGACCGGUACUUCGAUGAUGGCUCCCCAGCCGGGAAAACGGCGAGGCUUUCUGGCCCGAAUCUUCGCCCGAGGCGUCCGUCCGAGUCCGAUGCCGCCAGUUCCGCAUCCAGUCUCCUUCAGCCCUGAAGAAUGCCUGGCGACGCUCCAACCGCAUCGACCGCCAGCCAUGCCGAUCAAGAACAAGUGAGUUUUUUCAGUGAUAGAUAAUGUCCAGUGUGAUCCAUCACACGAUCCAUUUCGCGAAAGUCAAACAUUUCACGCGAAACUGUCAAGAUAGACCUUUCCUUGCCGUCGGCUCGUUGCUGAACCUUGUUCCAUCUGCUCGCACCAUGGUUAAUGGGUUAAUAGUCUCUGAGUUUCACGUUUGUCAACAGGACGACAUCUUGAGGUUAAUUGAUCAAACUGAGGUGCUAAGAGAUCAUGACGACAGGUUGUGACUUCCCAAUGCAACAGUAAUUGAUGAAUUAAUUGAAAAGUUUUCAUUUAUAGGUACUUUUUUUGGUUGGAAAUCCUCGCUUUCGAAGAAGUAAGAAAAAAACUCGAUAUCCUUUCUAUUCUUAUGAAUAAAAAAAUUUAAUAAAAGUUUCUAUAGUUUUGGCUGUGAGUUUUUUUGAGAAUUAAAAAAACGGUUAAAAGGAAAAAAAUUUAUUAUUUCUGUAAAUGCGCAUUUUGUUAGAUACAAAAAAAUAAAUUUCACAUAUUUUUUUAUCCCUUCUCACUGAAACGUAUCAAAGAUUGAAACGGGUUUUUUUAAAAAAAUAAUUUUCAGUUUUCGCUUUAAAAAAACAUGAAAUAUGUGUCAAACAGGCUUUUCGGUAAAUGCUUUCAAAUGACAUAGUUUUUAAUGCAUCAAAUAAACUCUCAAAAAAUGCUUAAAACUUUCUCGAGGGCCCUUGAACGGUUGUCCUCAGUGCGGAUCGGCGUCGCUCAAAUUACAGUGUAUGGUUCUUUUUGGCUUGGCGUGGCGCGUCUAUUAACGCCGAGCGAGCUCUUCGAAAAAAGAAAAGUUGCGCCACCGCACGAUAAUUGAAGUGUUGCGUAGUGGAUGCGUCCCAAUAUGAUACGCCGCUUACAAUUAUCGGCUUCUCGUUUUUCGCCUUUGAUUGGCUCCGUAUUGCGGUUGGACUUACCUUGAAAAGCGCUUCAAAAAGUUCAUAAAACCUCAAUAAAGCUUCGAAAAAAUUCAUUACGAAUGAUGUUUUUCAGAUUUCCAACCUACCACGAGAAUCUGGCGAGAGAGUCUCGACCGCCUCUUGAACAGCGCCGUCGCCGUCGCCGUGAGCCCAAACUUCUGAGCUCUUCUUCGGAAUGCCUCAACUACGGACCCAUCGACCCUCCCGAAUACCUGCCAGCUGGUCGGUUGGAAGGUAAAACCAUCUUUUCUUUUUUGGUACUGAAUUAAAAGUUUUCAGUUGUUGAUGACAUAACGAAGAGAAGAAAAAGGGUGGCCAGAACGACCCAGGUCCGUCGCCGGGACACCAUCGCCCGAACUUCCACGCCGAUUGAAACCGAUUCGGCCUAUUCUCCGUCUCCUGUGCAUUCCAAUGAGGAGGCCGCCUCUCUCAGUGAUCCGGAGAUUUUCAAGGUUUGUCAGAAAUUUUAACAAGACUUUUCAGAAAGGAAAAAGCGUCAUAGACAAAGCGUCAUAGAACGAAAAAUUUUGAUCAGAAAAACAAUUUAGAACUUCGCAACUUUUUAAUCUUUCGAAAACUAUCGUUGUACACUCAAAAUUACCCUAGAAGACUGAAACUGCAAAAGAUCCUAAAUUUUGAGUAACAAUAUUUCUGGCUGAAACUUUGAAAGAUUCUUUUAGAAAUAAAAAAGAAAUUUGUAAAAACUUGGUCUAUAAUAAUAUUUUCAGAUUAAUCACGAUGACGAUCACACGUACAUGAACCUGGUGCAGAACCACUAUGAAUCCACGCAGUUUGAAGAUUUGACGGCGGCCCUCGCUGAAGACUUGGAACGAAUUUCGAUGCAUGCGGCCGGAGUUCAUGUCUCCAAUUUAUAA
Messenger RNA from Caenorhabditis auriculariae, 5775 nucleotides. NCBI's taxonomy places the organism in Eukaryota, Metazoa, Nematoda, Chromadorea, Rhabditida, Rhabditidae. The record is from the annotation of a GenBank genome assembly.